Messenger RNA from Hordeum vulgare subsp. vulgare (domesticated barley), 938 nucleotides. RefSeq names its product photosystem I reaction center subunit II, chloroplastic. Bases 117 to 734 code for a protein of 205 amino acids. NCBI's taxonomy places the organism in Eukaryota, Viridiplantae, Streptophyta, Magnoliopsida, Poales, Poaceae. The transcript has a single exon. The record is from RefSeq and is a predicted model, not a curated record. Gene Ontology annotation, cellular component: photosystem I reaction center; photosystem I. Gene Ontology annotation, biological process: photosynthesis.
GCCAUCCUCUCCUACUCAUCGCCCACCAGACACCACUCCAUCUCCCGCGCGCGCGUGUGGUCUCCGCUCUCUUCCCCAUCUCCUCGCCAAGAACCACAAGCUAGAGCGCCACCGCCAUGGCCAUGGCCACGCAAGCCUCGGCGGCGACGCGCCACCUGAUCACCGCGGCCUGGUCGCCAUCCGCCAAGCCCCGCCCCGCCACCCUCGCCAUGCCAUCCUCCGCCCGCGGCCCGGCCCCGCUCUUCGCCGCGGCCCCGGACACCCCCGCGCCCGCCGCGCCGCCGGCGGAGCCCGCCCCCGCGGGCUUCGUGCCGCCGCAGCUGGACCCGUCCACGCCGUCCCCGAUCUUCGGCGGCAGCACCGGUGGGCUGCUCCGCAAGGCCCAGGUCGAGGAGUUCUACGUCAUCACCUGGACCUCCCCCAAGGAGCAGGUCUUCGAGAUGCCCACCGGCGGCGCCGCCAUCAUGCGCGAGGGCCCCAACCUCCUCAAGCUCGCCCGCAAGGAGCAGUGCCUCGCCCUCGGCAACCGCCUCCGCUCCAAGUACAAGAUCGCCUACCAGUUCUACCGCGUCUUCCCCAACGGCGAGGUGCAGUACCUCCACCCCAAGGACGGCGUCUACCCGGAGAAGGUCAACGCCGGCAGGCAGGGCGUGGGACAGAACUUCCGCAGCAUCGGCAAGAACGUCAGCCCCAUCGAGGUCAAGUUCACCGGCAAGAACUCCUUCGACAUCUAAUCUCGCUCGUACGUCGUAUAUGUGCAUGCUUAUGCGUACGUGCUAGUUCAUCGACCGGUAGUUAUUGGCGGGUGGCGAUGAUGAUGGACGUCCUGUAAUUUUAAAAUUGUCGAGUUUGAAUGAUGGAUUCGGUGAUAAUGGUUGCAUCAGGUUAUAUGUACAUGGUAAUUUGAUGAUGAUACUACCGUAUGUUGACAUUGUUGA